This is a messenger RNA of Miscanthus lutarioriparius, 3639 nucleotides long. The record is from the annotation of a GenBank genome assembly. NCBI's taxonomy places the organism in Eukaryota, Viridiplantae, Streptophyta, Magnoliopsida, Poales, Poaceae.
AUGCCGGGGGUGGCGUCCGCAGCGGGAUCGGGGAUCUGGUCGCGCCGGCGGGACGAGAUCACGUUCGAUCGCCUCCAGAAGGUACCAUCGCGUGCCCUCUGCUUCGUUCGUAGCCUGAGCUCGAUCUGGGUGAUGGGAAUUGGGGGCAGGAUUGUGAUUGAUCGUUAUUCUUUCUGGAAUGACUUGCCUCCUCAAGCACGGCAGGAACUCCUCAAAUUGGAUAAGCAAACUCUCAUUGAACAAGCACGCAAGAAUUUCUACUGCUCAAGGUGCAAUGGGUUGCUUCUGGAUAGUUUUGCACAAAUUGUUAUCUAUGGGAAGUCACUGCAGCAAGAAGCUUCAGAUAUUGGUUGUCUGAGGACAGCUACUGAGUCAAGAAUUACACAAGGAGAGCAAGAAGGGGCUCAGGACCUAUCAGUUCACCCCUGGGGAGGCCUUUCAACCACAAAAGAUGGUGUCCUUACACUUCUUGACUGCUUUAUAAAAGCGAAAUCAUUACGGGUGCUUCAGAAUGUCGGUCAUUUAACCGGGCCUAAUGCAUUUUGGCCUUGGAAUUUAAUCAGGUAUUUGACAAUGCACAGGCAAGAGAAAGGAACGGAAAUGCUUUAUCCUGAUGCCUGUGGUGUAGGUGGCAGAGGAUGGAUUAGCCAAGGGAUGGCUAAUUAUAGGGGUCAUGGAAUAAGAGAAAUGUGUGCUCUACACACUGCCCACCUCUCAUGUGAUACGCUGGUGGAUUUCUGGUCAGCGCUUGGUGAAGAAACUAGAUCAUCUCUUCUGCGGAUGAAGGAGGAAGAUUUCAUUGAAAAACUUAUGUACAGGUUUGACAGCAAGAGAUUUUGCCGAGAGUGUCGAAGGAAUGUUAUCCAUGAAUUCAAGGAGCUCAAGGAACUGAAGCGCAUGCGAAGGGAGCCUCGCUGCACCAGUUGGUUUUGUGUUGCAGAUACUGCUUUUCAGUGUGAGGUGUUUGAGGAUGCCGUUGUAGUUGAUUGGCGCCAGUGCUUAUCAGAGCCAGAUGAAUCUUAUGAUCACUUUGAAUGGGCUAUUGGGACAGAUGAAGGAGAAUCCGAUAUUUUUGGCUUUGAAAAUGUUGGAAUGAAGGCACAAGUCCACAGAACUGGAAUCGAUCUUGAUCAGUUUGAGGACUACUUCAUAACGCUGCGAGCUUGGAGGCUUGAUGGGCAGUGCACAGAGCUGUGUGUAAAAGCACAUGCAUUGAAGGGUCAAUCAUGUGUCCACCACAGGCUAGUUGUGGGUGAUGGCUUUGUGACUAUGACAAAGGGCGAAGGUAUUAGAAAUUUCUUUGAGCAUGCUGAAGAGGCCGAGGAGGAGGAUGAAGAUGAUGGUAUGGACAGGGAUGGAAAUGAUUUUGAUGGUGAUGGUGCCCAUCUACAGAAGCAUGCCAAGAGCCCUGAACUGGCAAGAGAAUUUCUUUUGGAUGCUGCUGCUGUAAUAUUCAAAGAACAGGUUGAGAAGGCCUUCAGGGAAGGUACAGCACAGCAAAAUGCACAUAGUGUUUUUGUGUCCCUUGCUUUAAAACUUUUGGAACAGCGAGUUCAUGUAGCAUGCAAAGAAAUCAUUACGUUGGAAAAACAGAACAAACUUCUUGAGGAAGAGGAGAAAGAAAAGCGUGAAGAACAAGAGCGCAGGAUAAAGAGGAGAACAAGAGAGAGAGAAAAGAAGAACAGGAGAAAAGAAAGGCUGAAAGAAAAGGAAAAUAAUAAAGGGAAAAGACUAGUUGAAUUGAAGUCACCAGACGAUAUUUCAUCUUCAGCUCCAAGCAACUCAUCAACAUCUAUCAAUGAUUAUUCGACAAAUACUCUGGACUCAAGAGAUUCAGCUAUGGAAGAGGAAGACAGUGCUGAAGUUGUGAAUCUGUGCUCUCCUGACAGCUGUGUGAAUCAAUCUUCAUGUACAGAAAUUAAUGGAGAAAACAGUAUCCAGUGCAAUGCAGUUACAGAAUUUUCCCCAAUGGACAGCAGUGACCUUUGCACAUCAGAUCAAUCCAAGUCUCUGAGACGAAGUCCAAGGUCAAGAGAGGAUUUUCCUCGAGAUCAGUCCUGUUGGUAUGAUGACUGCCAAGAUGAAUCUGGAAGAAUUGGUGAAUCACAAUGGAAGUCAAGGGAAAGGACAAGAAGUAUUGAUAGAAGUUGCAACACAGCAUCCACCUCAAAUAACAGAACAAGAGACAGGCACUCAUACAAUUCUUGCAGCUGCGGCCAUCCGGAAGACUACGGAGUUAUGGACAGCUGUUUCUUACCAACAGCUAGAUCUGGCAGACAGAUGAAGAUAGCAAGAAAAUUAGGAGUUGAGAAACCCAGGGUGCAGUACCACAGAUGCUAUACUUUGGAUAGCUUUAUAGUGUCAAAAGGAAACCGUGCUGGUUGUACACAGAAAAAUGUUAUCCCAAAGCAAGUAUGGGAGCCUAUGGAUGCUCGAAGGAAAACUAACUUACACAACACAGUUCAUGAUUCAGGUUCAAUUAACAAUGUUGAUCCACUGAAACGUGUGGUUUUUUAUAACAGCGGAUCUCAAAAGUUCGGUGUAGGAUGUGAAUUACAGCCUCAGGCUUCUGAAAGUUCCAGGGAUGUUUGUAAUUCAGAUCAACAAUGUGCAAAUGGUGGGAGAAAUCAAACUACUUCCUGUGCUAGUACUCCUGUGGUGAAUAAACAAAAUUGUUACUCAGAAAAUGAUGAAGGCUCCAGGCAUGAUGAAGAGCUGAUGACGAACUCUGCUGGUUCUGAUAGCUCCUCUUCAUGUAUGAGCGAGGGAGAUAGGGAAAGCAACUCCAGCAGUACAACCUCUUCGAGCGCUCAAAAUCCGGAAUCGUCUUCUGAGUCUGAGGAAUCACCCGAGAGAAUAAACAGCAAAGCAGGUACACCGUCAUCAAGAGCUGCUUCACGGUCUUUGCUUGAAGCAUGUGCAGGGAAUGGUUUCAGAGAAUACCAACCAAAAGCCACCCGCCCAGCACACAAUGACAUGUUUGGGUACAAUGUAUCCCCUGUCCAGGACCAGCUGCUGCAUUACCAAAGCAUGCAUGCACGUCAACAUCCGCCGAUAACAAUGGGGUUUCAUGACCAUUCUUGGGCCGCACCAACGAAUGGAAACUUCCAGUAUGCUCAGCCAUCCCACUUAUAUUCUAGUCCGCUCGCAUUCGGAAUACCUGGGAAUCAUUUUAUUGAUUAUCCUUACAUGGCUCCUGCCUUCAGCCAUAUACUUUCAGAGCCUAUUCACAAGGCCGCAGCCAGCUUUAGAGCCAUGCCUCUGUCACCGCCUUUUCAAAACGGACAUCGGCAGGUUGCUGGUCAUACUCAGAGAGACAUGAAUAUAGAGAGGCACCCUUCAAAGUUGACUAUGCCGACAGGCAAGGAUCCUCCAGAAGACAAGAACAAAUCGGGCCUAAAGGAUCUCCCAGAAGACAAGAACAAACCAUGGGAUGCAGAUGCAUCCUUUUCUCUGUUCCAAUUCAGCUUGCCAAUAGCUUCGCCGGUAACACCAUCAUCGAAAGAUAAAAGCGGAGAGCUGGCUGCAAGGACGCCACUGGUUCAGGUUCAAGCUCAGCUUUGCUCGAGGGAACAGGCAGAUGUGAAAGAGUAUAACCUGUUCUCCUCUAAAGAUAACGAUAUAUUUUCGUUUAUGUAG